Molecule: messenger RNA, 1026 nt
Organism: Adineta steineri
Lineage: Eukaryota; Metazoa; Rotifera; Eurotatoria; Adinetida; Adinetidae
Source: the annotation of a GenBank genome assembly
AUGAAUCAAUUUAUUCUUCUUGUCUUAUUGUUUUUUACCGAACAUAUAAUUGCACAUGGUCCACCGACCCUUUUACCAGAUACGACUAAUUUCAACACAUUCGAUAUAAAUGAAAAUGAUCCUAUUGAAUUACAAUGUCCAGUUACUAAUAGUCCUGAUUUAUCUAUUCAGUGGUCAAAAAAUAACGAAGAUUUAGAUCCAAUGUGGUCAUCUUCAUCAAAUUUAGUUAUCAAACGAUUUUUAUUAAAAAUACGACAAGCACAUUUAACUGAUGCUGGUUUGUAUAAAUGUGAUGUUGUCAAUGGAUUUGGUAGUAUACAAGUACAAUUUCGAAUAAAUAUUAAAUCAGAUGGAGCAAUAUCAACUAAUGUUGAUAACAAUGAACCACAAAAUGUAAUGCCAUGGGAAGCAGAUUCAUUACAUGGAGAACCACCAGAAUUUGUUUCGCGAAGUGAUGAUGAUCAAACAGGACCGACUAAAGUUAUUCAACCAGAAGGUACAACUGUACGAUUGAAAUGUUUAGCAUCUGGUAAACCAUUACUAGAAAUACGAUGGAAAAAAAAUGGUAAAAUAUUAUCAGAAGAUGAAUAUGGUGUUACACAAAGUCAGAUAUUAAUUAUCAAAAAUUUACGACAGUCAGAUGCGGGUGUAACAUCUUCAACAAAUCUUAAUAAUCAUUUACUUUAUGUGAUUAUCGUAGCUCUUUGUGUACUUGUUGUUAUUCUAUUUUUUCUCUUUUGUUAUCGUCAUCGUCGUCGAAAAACGAAUCAUCAUCAUAGCCAACAUUCACAUUCCACCGAUGGUAUAAAAUUCUCUAUAAAACCUCGACAACCUCUAACACAUCAUAAUGGUCCUAUGGUUCCAUCGACAACCGCUCGAACAAGUAAUAAUUAUAUUGCGAAUACUGUUGAUUCAGUACCAAUUACGAGACAAUAUCAACAGCAACGACCUAUACCUACUCUCUCAUCGGAUCUUACAUCACCUGCGAAAUCUAGUUUGUAUUAUGCACGAGUACAAGCUUUUUAA